AUUAAUAUGUAUGUCUUUCCUUGGAUUUUCACAGAAGCCACUAGCACUGAAUCAGGAAAGCUUAGUCCUGAUGGACCAGGAGGUGAGGCUGGAGACCAGGAUCAGUUUUGAGUUGGAAAUCACUCCUAUUAAUAAGAAAGUGCGCAUUUUGGCAAAAUCUACUAAAAAUCUCCAAGAAGCAUUGCAGCCCAUCCUGGUGAAGUAUGGCCUGGAUGUUACACGGGUGUUGCUCCGGCGGCCUGGUGAACCCAAUGCUCUGAAUAUGGAAGAGAAAGUAAGCACUGUGGCUGCUCAGAGGCUUUUGCUUGAGUCUGAUGAAGAGGUGAAACCUGUUGGUGUUAGAAAUGCUGCAACAAAACCUUGUUUGUGA
This is a messenger RNA of Sceloporus undulatus (fence lizard), 370 nucleotides long. RefSeq names its product regulator of G-protein signaling 14-like. Bases 11 to 370 code for a protein of 119 amino acids. Gene Ontology annotation, molecular function: GTPase activator activity. The transcript has 4 exons. NCBI's taxonomy places the organism in Eukaryota, Metazoa, Chordata, Lepidosauria, Squamata, Phrynosomatidae. Gene Ontology annotation, biological process: signal transduction. The record is from RefSeq and is a predicted model, not a curated record.